Microsporum canis CBS 113480 is the source of this 2235-nucleotide messenger RNA. RefSeq names its product dolichyl-phosphate-mannose-protein mannosyltransferase 2. Lineage: Eukaryota; Fungi; Ascomycota; Eurotiomycetes; Onygenales; Arthrodermataceae. The record is from RefSeq and is a predicted model, not a curated record. Gene Ontology annotation, biological process: protein O-linked glycosylation via mannose. Gene Ontology annotation, molecular function: dolichyl-phosphate-mannose-protein mannosyltransferase activity. Bases 1 to 2235 code for a protein of 744 amino acids. The transcript is spliced from 5 exons. Gene Ontology annotation, cellular component: endoplasmic reticulum; membrane.
AUGGCGGCUAACGAUAGAGCAUUUGCCUCUGGCACGUCUCCCAACGCAGACGUACGAAGGAGAAACGUCCCAGGCGCAGAGAAAAACAAUGCCAAUGUUCCAAUUCCAAGCAUCGAAGUUGACGGGAAGAAGUUGACGGAAAAGUCCCCCUCCUUCUUUGAGAUACUCGAUGACCUGGAAGUGUUCAUUGCUCCGUUGAUUUUCACGGCUCUCGCCUGCUUCACCCGUUUGUGGCGCAUCGGUCUUUCGGAUAUCGUGACGUGGGAUGAAGCCCACUUCGGGAAAUUCGGCUCAUACUACAUCAAACGAGAAUUCUACUUCGAUGUGCACCCUCCGCUGGGCAAAAUGCUCAUUGGAUUGUCGGGUUACCUGGCUGGUUAUAACGGGUCCUUCGAGUUCAAGUCUGGCGAAAAAUACCCAGAGGAAGUGAACUACACCUUCAUGCGUAUUUUCAACGCUUUCUUUGGCAUCAUGUGCAUUCCGCUGGCUUAUUAUACUGCCCGAGAGUUGAGAUUCCGCCGUCCAACCGUCUGGCUUAUUACUCUAAUGGUACUUUGCGAAAACUCAUACGCCACGAUUUCGAGGUUCAUCCUUUUGGAUUCGAUGCUUCUCUGCUUCACCUUUACUACUACUCUCUGCUGGGCACGAUUCCACCGGCUUCGGCAUGAGAGCUUUUCUCCAGAGUGGUAUAUCUGGCUUAUCUUGACCGGGUUGAGCAUUGGAUGUGUCUGUAGUGUUAAAUGGGUUGGAUUGUUCUGCACUGCAUUGGUCGGACUCUAUACAGCUGAGGAUCUCUGGCACAAAUUUGGCGAUCUAAAGAUGCCAAAGACAGUUCUUGCUCACCACUUGGGGGCUCGUGUUUUCGGUCUGAUUAUUGUGCCAUUCUUGGUAUACAUGUUCUCGUUUUACAUCCAUUUCCUGGUCCUUGAGAAUUCCGGCACUGGUGAUGCCCAGAUGAGCUCGUUGUUCCAGGCCAACUUGAGAGGUACGAACGUCGGGAAAGACAGUCCUCUUGAGGUUGCCAUCGGAUCGAAAAUCACCUUGAAGAACAUGGGAUACGGAGGUGGUCUGUUACAUUCUCACGUUCAAACUUAUCCUGAAGGCUCAGGUCAACAGCAAGUCACCUGCUACCACCACAAGGACUCUAACAACGAUUGGUUCAUCUACCCAAACCGCACUCAGCCGAACUAUGACCCAGAAGGCCCAAUCACUUUUAUCGGCAAUGGAGACGUUAUCCGCCUCAUCCACGCCCAGACAGGCCGCAACUUGCACUCUCACGCGGUCGCUGCCCCGAUUACGAAGUCGCAUUAUGAAGUAUCUGCCUACGGAAACACCACUGUCGGUGACUCCAAGGAUCACUGGACCAUCGAAAUCGCCAAGGAUGUCUCGUCAAGGGAUAAGUCAAGGGUCAGAACUCUCACUACCGCGCUUCGUUUACGUCACACUGUCCUAGGCUGUUAUCUCAGAGCAGGCGGCGUAAGCUUGCCCCAGUGGGGUUUCAAGCAAAUCGAGACUACUUGCGUCAAAGAGAACAGGCCGCUAGACGUGUAUACUCACUGGAAUAUCGAGUCGCACGUAAAUGAGAAGCUUCCGCCAAGUGAACCUGGCACUUACAAGUCCCCAUUCCUGAAGGACUUCAUCCAUCUGAACGUUGCAAUGAUGACAUCCAACAAUGCUCUUGUCCCAGACCCAGAUAAGCAAGAUGACCUUGCAUCCAAAUUCUGGCAAUGGCCAAUCCUUAACGUUGGACUCCGAAUGUGUUCCUGGGAUGAUAAUGUCGUCAAGUAUUUCCUUCUUGGAAACCCGUUUGUCUACUGGGGCAGCACACUGAGCCUGGGUGUUUUCGGUCUGCUCGUUCUUUGGUAUCUGCUUCGCUGGCAACGCGGUUAUGACGAACUGAGCAUGAAGGACAUCGACCACAUCCACUAUUCCGGUGUUUACCCCGUCGUGGGCUGGUUCCUCCACUACCUCCCUUUCAUGAUUAUGGCCCGUGUUACCUAUGUCCACCAUUACUACCCGGCCUUAUACUUUGCUAUUUUGACAAUGGCUUUCUGUAUCGAUUGGUUCACUCAGAAGCUUAACCGAAAGGUUGAGUGGGCCGUCUACUCUGUCCUCUACAUCGCUGUUAUCGCACUGUUUAUCGUUUUCAAGGACAUCGUAUUUGGAAUGCAAGGAUCGAACGAGCAGUGGAAGAGCCUUAACUGGUUAAGCAACUGGAAGAUCGCCAACCGAUAA